AUGGUGAUUUCUGGAUUGGGCUUAGGAGGCGUGAAGAGAAACAAAGCAAUGGCACAGCCUGCCAGGACCUUUAUGCCUGGAUCGAUGGCAGCACAGCAACAUUUAGGUAACUUGUAACAGCCGAGAUACCUUCGCCUCAUGAUUAGGGUCCUGCAAAGAGAAUGACUCCUCUUCUUGCCUGCUGGUUCCUGGACACAAGAAUCCCCAAAUGUCCAAGUGGCAGCCAUUGUUCAUAGUUCAAUAACACUCUUGCUGUAUCUUCUGGUGGAAGGAUUCCCCCAGAAUAUACCAGGACUUCUAAACCCACAGAGCUCAGCAUUGCAGAGACAAGAAACACAAAUUCCCCAAAAUGGAUGUUGUGGUACCAGGCAUGAAAACGACACUAAUCUCCUUGUACAUCUCCAUCAGAGCUCUUGGGUGACCAGGUGCAUUGUCAAGGAGCAGUAAUAUUUGGAAACGAAUCUUUUCUUUUGACAGUAAGUCUCAACAGUGGGCUUAAAAUGUUCAGUAAAUCAUAUUGUAAACAGUUGUGAGCCAUCCAGGCUUUGUUGUUCCAUUUAUAGAGCAAAGGCAGAGUAGAUUUAGCGUAAUUCUUAAGGGUCCUAGGAUUUUUGGAAUGAUCAAUGAGAACUGGUUUCAACUUAAAGUCACCAGCUGCAUUAGUUUCUAACACAAGAGUCAUUCCGCUCUUUGAAGCCAAGCAUUGACUUCUCCUCUCUAGCUACAAAAGUCCUAGAUGGUAUCUUCCAUUAUAAGGCUGUUUUGUCUACACUGAAAAUCUGCUGUUUAGUUUAGCCACCUUCAUGAAUUAUCUUAGCUAGGUCUUCUGGAUAACUUGCCUCAGCUUCUACAUCAGCAUUUACUGCUUCACCUUGCAUUUUUCUGUUAUAGAGAGGCCUUUUUUCCUUAACCUCAUGAACCAACCUCCGUUAGCUUCAAACUUUUCUUCUACAUCCCUUGGCUCCCAGACCCCAGAAUACUCUUGGAUGACACAGGAUGAUACAAAGGUCAGUGAUUCAAAAUGUGCACUGUGUCUUGGAGGAUGUUGGCUCAUCCUCACAAAGUAUUGCCUCUAAGCUAGUGCUUCAGCGGUGUUUUCAACAAGUUCCUCCAUCACUCUGUCAAACUGGCAGCUUCAGGAUGGGUGAAUAUGUGAUGUGACUAGUAAAUCCCCUGCCUACGCCCACAUCUCCUUUGCUAUAAACUAGGUUUUUUGGUCUGAUGAGAUCUUAUUUGGAAUUCUGUGCUGGUAGAUCAAAGACUGUGUAAGCAUUUGGAUAGUGGUGCUAAGGCCUUGAGGCUAGAAAGGCAAACCCAUACCCAGAUUGUAUGUCUAUUCCUAUCGACAUGAAUCAUUGCCCCUUUCAGGAUGGAAGGAGUCCAAUGUAGUCAACUUGCUACCAGAUUCUAGGCUUGUCUCUGUUCCCAGCAGACUGGUUGUUGGGCAGUAGCUAGAUCAGCCUUGGUGAGUGGGAACGGCUACUGUUGAGCCCAUGCAUGGCCUCCAUCCCUGCCACCAUGGCUACCCUAGUAUGUAUCUAUUAUACCAGAGCUGGGGCAGCUGAUAACAGGCUGGCUGACAUCAACUGGCUAAGUCAUUUUGUCUCCCUGGUUGUUUAGUGCCUCUUCCAUGCUAGAGGCUUUUUGGUGGGCUUUAACAUAUGAUAGAUUUUCAUACUUUACCCCUACUCCCAUAUGUCUAUUCACAUCACUCUAUCCAAGAGCUCCUUGUCCGCAGUCUUCCACUCUUUAUGCUUUUAGACUUCUAAUCAACUGGCUAAGCUCUUUGCCUUUACCCCUGAGUUUUUAUAUAGUCUAAUCUCUAAUAACUUGUCUUUCUAUACUAAGUGGUUAACUAGGUAUAUCAGCUAAGCUCUGGCCAUUGGGAGGAUGUUUCCUUAACACUUGAUCUUUCAGAACCACCUCUGAGUGGGACUGUAGUACAGCUGCUGCCCAUUUGGAGUUGUACCCCCAUGCUUGGCUGACCUAUCCGUGAACCAAGCUUAGGCUGCCUUUAUCAGCUAGUCAUAAGGGAUUCCUCUAUGCAGCUAUAGGUGUAAGCUGAGGGACAGGCUCUGGUACAACAGUGGUAGAUGUCAUGGCAGUCUGCUCUACCUGUUCAUACAGUGCCAUCUGGUCCUAAAUAUACCUCUUCCAUCUCGUAAUGAAUUGAUUCCAGGCCUGCCUAAUCUUUUGACUAGGUAUGUCUGACAGUGUCUCUCUUACAUUGAGCAAGUGGAUUGCAUGUUCUCUUGGUGCUCCUUGCCUAGUAUCAAGCCAGGAGUUGCUUUGCAAAAGGUGAUUUUUUUCUUAUCUAUAGAUGAUAUGGCCUUGCUGUAGAAUCUUAAGGGUUUGCAUUGUGAUUCUCUCAUUGGAGCUUGUACAGAUUCUAUAUGGCAUUAUUUUUCUCACCACUGAUACCUCUAAUAAUAGGGUCUGAUGGAUCAUAUGGCCCAAGUGGGAAGUCUGCUUCCAUCACAGCCUAGAACUGCUUCAGAGUCCUUUUCUGCUCUGGACCGCACUCAGAGACACCUGUCUUUCAUGUCAACUGGUAUAUAGGCCAGAGCAGUAUUCCCAGAUGUGAAAUAUGCCACCUCUAGAACCCAAAAAGACCUACCCCAGGCUAUGCUUCCUUCUUAAAAUUAUUGCAAGACACUUCAAAUUAUUGUGAGAUGAAGUAAUUUGACCUUUAAUUUGAAAGGGGUGUUCUGGCAUUCUCUAGAUCACUAGACACCUACCCAGUUUCAUGAAGUAACAGGCCCCUGAAUCUUCAAACGUUUACCUCCAACCCUUGGAGCACUUGAGUCUUACUAAGGCCUCCAGUCCUUGCUCAUCUGGUUCAGUUAGCGUGAUGUCAGCAACAUGGUGGACCAGUGUGAUUUUUUGCAAGAUAUCCAGGCAGUCUCUUUUCACAUCAUAUUAUGACCGAGGGUAGGAAAAUUAGUAUAGUCCUGAGGAAAGACCAUAAAGGUAUACUGAUGUCCAUUCCAAAUAAAUGCAGACUGUUUUCUGAUUCUCUUUCUGAUACAGGUGAAAAAGAAUGUACUCACCAAAUCUACGUAUUAGGUACCCAAGGACGUGUUAAGCAGCUCUAGCAAAGAUACCACAAAUGGCAUAGAACUGGUAUGUGGAUGAGCCUUCGUGCGGCAGCGAGGUCUGCGUGGUCAUGUACCAUCAGCCAUCAGCACCCGCCGGAAUCGGGGGCCCCUACAUGUUCCAGUGGAAUGACGACCGAUGCACCAUGAAGAACAAUUUCAUCUGCAAAUAUUCCGCUGAGAAACCAACAGCUCCUUCUACAAGGCCUGGAGGUGAAGGAACAGAGACAGCAAUGCCCAUACUUCCAGAAGACACAGAGAAAGAAGAUGCCACAGAAACACUGAAAGAAAGCAAAGAAGCUGCCUUGAAUCUUGCCUACAUCCUAAUCCCCAGCGUCCCCCUUCUCUUCUUUGUGGUCACCACAGGUGUAUGUUGGGUUUGGAUCUGUAGAAGGAGGAAACGGGGGCAGCCAGGCCCCAGCACGAAGGAGCAGCGCCCCACCUGGCCCGCUCCUCAGCCGGGGAACAGCCCGGACCUAGAGGUUUACAAUGUCAUACGAAAGCAGAGCGAAGCUGAUCUAGCCGAGACCCGGCCGGACCUGAAGAACAUCUCAUUUCGAGCGCGCUCGCGAGAGGCCACUCCCGACACUGUGUCCUGUGACUAUGACAACGUGGCCAUGAACCCAUCCGAAAGCGGGUUCGUGACGCUGGUGAGCAUGGAGAGUGGCUUCGUGACCAACGACGUUUAUGAGUUCUCCCCAGACCGAGUGGGAAGGAGCAAGGAGGCCGAGUGGGUGGAAAAUGAAAUAUAUGGUUAUUAGGAUGCACGAACGAACCCUGAACUGACAAGAAUGGGAAAGAAGAGAGAAGCAAAAGUCUAUUUUCUGUAAGGAAAACACUCAGAAGGUCUGUGAAAGUGCUCAGCUCAGGUCCUGGAGGUGAGCAUGAGAUCCCCUGUUGGAUCUGCAGUUUGGGCUAUAUCCCUUAUCCCAGUCCCUCACCUGGCUGGAACUUCUGAGAAAGCACCUUGUCCAGCGUCUGGCACAUAAUAGAAAAUAAACAACUGAUUGUUACAACUGAC
Molecule: messenger RNA, 4116 nt
Organism: Aethalodelphis obliquidens (Pacific white-sided dolphin)
Lineage: Eukaryota; Metazoa; Chordata; Mammalia; Artiodactyla; Delphinidae
Gene: LAYN
Product: layilin
Exons: 8
Coding region: 3167-3856 (229 amino acids)
Molecular function (GO): hyaluronic acid binding
Source: RefSeq, a predicted model, not a curated record